AUGACGCUCGCGCAUCGCGCGCGCGUGCUCAGCGCGUACAGGGAGCUCGCGCACCUCGCGCGGACGCGGUGCGCCGGGAACGAGGUCGUGGCGCGGGCGCUGGAGCGCGCGAGGGAUGAAAUUCGUCGACGCUCGAGCGAGUCGGCGACGAGCGCGAGCGCGAUGGAUGGGAUCAAGGCGCUGGCGAGCACGAUAGGGUACGCGCGGACGGUGGCGCGCGGGCGGUCGAGGCGGCGAUUCGCGUGGGACGACGCGUACGCGCGCGCGACGCGAUUCGUCGCCAGGGACGGACGCGUGGAGACGGCGCGGCGCGGCGAGGACGAGGGUGGGAACGAGCGAUCGAGGGUGGCGACGGGAAUCUUGAGUAGGGAAGACGCGUGGGCGUAUCACAACAGGUUGAUCGAUAGGCAGCACUUUGGGAGACGACUGAAGAAGUUCAUCCCCGAGCCGCUGUGA
This is a messenger RNA of Ostreococcus tauri, 456 nucleotides long. RefSeq names its product unnamed product. The record is from RefSeq and is a predicted model, not a curated record. Bases 1 to 456 code for a protein of 151 amino acids. The transcript is spliced from 2 exons. Lineage: Eukaryota; Viridiplantae; Chlorophyta; Mamiellophyceae; Mamiellales; Bathycoccaceae.